AUGGCCGCAAAUGAGGGCCCAGGCGCUGUUCGACCCAAGCCGGCCGCUACGCCAUGCGGUCCUCAGCCAAAGGGUCACCACACCCAUCGCGACGGCCACCUAACCCAAGACCACCCACCACCCACCACCCCCUCGUGGUCCCCUGAGUCAUCCGUGGAUCCCUCGCAAGAACGAUGGAAUGGGGGGCAACAUCAGGAUCGGGACCUGGCCGUGAUGCCGUGUCUCAAAAUCGACGGCUGGUCAUGA
Messenger RNA from Gaeumannomyces tritici R3-111a-1, 246 nucleotides. RefSeq lists its product as hypothetical. The transcript is spliced from 2 exons. The record is from RefSeq and is a predicted model, not a curated record. NCBI's taxonomy places the organism in Eukaryota, Fungi, Ascomycota, Sordariomycetes, Magnaporthales, Magnaporthaceae. The coding region runs from base 1 to 246 and encodes 81 amino acids.